Exaiptasia diaphana is the source of this 1188-nucleotide messenger RNA. Its product is annotated as MAM and LDL-receptor class A domain-containing protein 1. Gene Ontology annotation, cellular component: membrane. The record is from RefSeq and is a predicted model, not a curated record. The transcript is spliced from 8 exons. NCBI's taxonomy places the organism in Eukaryota, Metazoa, Cnidaria, Anthozoa, Actiniaria, Aiptasiidae. Bases 76 to 1188 code for a protein of 370 amino acids.
GGAAGAUCACGGAUAGAGCAUCUGUGAAAGUCUGAAGCAAUUCAACGGUUUACCUACUCUCAUGUACUCAAGAACAUGAGGCCGUGGAUUUGCAUUUUAAUUCUCGACGUUCUUCUCACGCUCUAUGCAGCUUCCGUGUCAGACUACAUUUCAUAUAAGAACUCUUUCUGUUUAUGGUCAAACAGUGAAGAAAGUGAAAUAAAAUGGGAGCURAACAAAGGAUCUGGCUGCUACGCUAUUGUUAACUCCUCCAAAAAUGAUAUUUACAAUGGAAAGGCAAUACUAACUAGUCGUGAGGUUGAAAAGCCAAAAACGAUGUCGUUCCGUUACAUCAUGGAUGGUACUAAUGUAGAGACGCUAGCUGUUACCGUUAAGGCCUUGAKARAAGAAAUUGUUUGGGUCCGAUAUGGCAACCAAGGACGUAACGUUUGGAGGAAGUCAUGCUURUUAUUUGAUUACCGUCAGGGAUAUAAAGUUUCCUUUGAGGCUGUUGUCAGUGCCACAGACAGUUCGAGAAUUGCUUUGGAUGAUAUCAGCUUUUCCGAUAACCUGACGCUUUGCAAAAACCAAGACAAAAGGUUCAACCUUCAACGAAUGCCCAAGAACUCACAAUCAGCAAAUUGCAGCUUUAAUGGAACUACUUGUGGAUGGCGGACAGUCGUGAAUAAGAUGACUGAAGACGGCCUUCUAUGGAUGAAUGGAGAAAAACGACCUGCUUACAAAAAUACCUCAGAACCUGAUCGGCCAUAUAUCUAUACAUCUGCUGGAAAUCGCAGUUCUGAAGGAAAAACRAAAGCCUAUUUGAUAAGUCCACGAUUGUUUGAACCGUUUUGUAUGAGGCUCGUCUUAAACGUAAAGAAUAUUCACAGUAGUGUAGAGGUGGUGCUAUACAGAAUGCAAAAUCCUCGUCUAUUUUACAAUUUAUGGUCGACUAAUGGUAAUGGAAACACAACAAAGAAUCCAGAAAUAAACUUACCAUAUACCCAGUCUUACCAGGUUUUGAUCGUUGGAAAGCCAUCUAUCACUGACAAAGAAGAUAUCCUUUUAUAUGAAGUUACUCUGAUACCUGGUAUUUGUAGCGUUUCAAACAAACCACACCAAGGUAUUAUGCGCGGUGAUUUUCUCUUUCGAGAAGAAAUCCAUUCCUUUAUCCCAUACCAGGCCAAGGAGGAAGGAAUAUAUGCUUGA